UACUUCCGUGUUUUUUAAGGCUGACACAGCCAGAAGUGUCCGCCUUUCCCAGAACACAUUAAAAAGUGGUCAGUCCGGUUCUGUGUGCGGAUGAAGCAAGCAUUAACUCGCGACGCCUUCGACAGAGCCUCAGUGUGACCUGGCUGGCAGUCCCAGUAAGAACCUCCACGCUGACAUGAACACUUCCUGAAUUAAAAAAAAAAAACAAACAGUCUUUGAAGUUGGUCAGAAUCGAGCUUUCAGAAAACCGGCGGACUCCGCGAGCACCAGCGACAGACACGACUGUUUACUGCCAAAGAGGGGACUGAGGUGAGAGGUCACCAUGCCGCCCUUCCUGCGUAUCGCCAUCAACGCUUAUGAAGCUGGGGAUUUGCCAGCUUUCAAUGACCUUCCCGUAUGCGCCAUCAGACUGAAGGAUUCUAUCAACACAGAACGAGGGAAAGCUUUGGUUCAAAGGAAACCAACCAUGUAUCCUCCCUGGAUGACCAGUUUUGAUGCUCACAUCUACGAGGGUCGUGUCCUUGAAGUGAUCCUGAUGCAGGGCACUGAUGUGACCGUGGCCAAAGCCACCAUGGGAAUGUCUGUGCUGGCAGAGCGCUGUAAGAAGGCCAAGACCAGUGGCAAAAAUGAAUUCUGGGUAGACCUGCAGCCAUCAGGAAAGGUUCAGAUGGCAGUGCAGUUUUUCCUGGAGGACGGUGACAUAGUGGCAACAACACAGUCUGUGAAGCCUGAGGAAGAAACAUACACCCUGCCCAGAAGGAGAGGAGCCGUAAGGCAGCCAAAAAUUCACAUCAUCAAGAACCAUGAGUUUAUCGCCACCUUCUUCAACCAACCAACCUUCUGCUCUGUCUGUAAAGAAUUUGUGUGGGGACUCAACAAGCAAGGUUACAAGUGUAAACAAUGCAAUGCUGCAAUCCACAAGAAGUGUAAAGACAAAAUCAUUUACAAUUGUACUGGAACAGCAGCCAACAGUCGUGAGACUAUGUUCCAGAAGGAGCGCUUUAAGAUUGAUAUGCCACAUCGUUUCAAGGCCUACAACUACAAGAGCCCCACAUUCUGCGACCACUGUGGCAGCCUGCUGUGGGGCCUCUACAAGCAGGGCCUGAAAUGUGAAGCUUGUUCGAUGAACGUUCAUUUUAAUUGUAACAGCAAAGUGGCUAAUCUGUGUGGAGUCAAUCAGAAAUUGCUGGCAGAAGCUCUGUCUCAGCUCACGGUCUCACAGAAAUCCUCAAAGAAAUCUCAGGGCUCUGAAUCUGAGGCCGAAGUACCCGAUGUUGGCAUUUACCAAGACGUGAAGACUACAACAGUAGACCCGAAUGCAGAUGACAAGAACAAGACUCCUACCCCAUCUCCUACCCCAUCCCCUGCUCCUCAACUGCACCUCACUCUCAAUCACUUGGUGUUCCACAAGGUGCUGGGAAAAGGAAGUUUUGGCAAGGUCCUGUUGGCAGAGCUGAGAGGAAAGGGUCAGUUCUUUGCUGUGAAGGUUCUGAAGAAGCAUGUUGUUCUCAUGGAUGAUGAUGUGGAGUGCACCAUGGUGGAAAAAAGAGUUCUGGCUCUCGCCUGGGAGAACCCCUUCCUCACUCACCUUUACUCCACAUUCCAGUCCAAUGAGCACCUCUUCUUUGUGAUGGAGUACCUGAAUGGGGGUGACUUGAUGUUUCACAUUCAAGACAAAGGCCGCUUUGAUAUCACCAGAGCCACAUUCUACGCUGCUGAGAUAGUGGUGGGAUUGAAUUUCCUUCAUUCAAGAGGAAUCGUUUACAGAGAUUUGAAGCUGGACAACAUCAUGCUCGAUUGUGAUGGACACAUAAAGCUGGCUGACUUUGGCAUGUGUAGAGAGAACAUCUCUCAAGAAAACAGAGCCUCCACAUUCUGUGGAACUCCAGACUACAUUGCCCCUGAGAUCCUGCUGGGACAAAAGUACACCUUCUCAGUGGACUGGUGGUCCUUUGGUGUACUGGUGUACGAGAUGCUGAUUGGUCAGUCACCUUUUCAAGGUGACGACGAAGACGAGUUGUUUGAAGCCAUCAGGACAGACACCCCUCACUACCCUCGAUGGAUCACCAAGGACUCCAAGAAUCUGCUUGAACAACUGUUUAUAAAAGAUCCGAUUACCAGGAUGAGUGUGGUUGGGAAUAUUCGUUUACAUUCCUUCUUUAAAUCCAUCAACUGGACUGCUCUGGAAAAGAGACAAGUGGAACCCCCCUACAAGCCAAAAGUGAAAUCCCCAAGUGACUGCAGCAACUUUGAUCGUGAGUUCCUCAAUGAGAAACCCCACCUCUCCAAGUGUGACAAAAACUUGGUUGAAUCCAUGGACUGCAAUGCAUUCGCUGGCUUUUCUUUCAUCAACCCAAAACUGGAAAAUAUGAUAUCCUAAUGAACAGGAACAACAGCAUUCUCUGAAGCACAGCUAUACCUCUGCAGUCUUAUGGGCUGUGCAAUUCUUUUAUUAUGUAUUCUUCUGUCAGCUGGGUUUGAGUCUCACUCUGACUUUUAAAGUCCCUCUUCUGCAACGUGAUUGUUACCAAAAUGUUUAAUGUCGAUAGCAAAACUCAGCUUUAAUUGUGAAACUAUAAGGCAAAUAAUAGUUUUUAAAUUCAGGAUAGGAUGGGAGUUCUGUUUUUGUUUUGUUUUUCUUGCAACAACUGUUGUGGUACAGUCGAUGAUGAAUUCACUUGUAUUUUAUUUUUUCUUGACAUAUCUUGUUUAGGUUAUAGUUUAAACUUAUAUUAUUACCAUCAUUGUAUUUUUAAGUUUGUAGUCACAGGCAAAGGGUAAAAUUUUUGUUUAAUCAGUUAUUUUGUAUAUAUCUAGAAAAAACAUACAGGCCAAAAUCACCUGCACAGUUCUGUCUCACCAGCUGUUUUUGGGAUGCAUAUAAACUCUUGUGAAGGCAGUUGUAUUGUUUCUUGGUGGAAAUACUUGCUAAGGUAGUCAUUGCACAGACAAUUGUUCAAUUUGAAGUUAUUUUUCUUUCUUGUACUGUAAGCAAAUAGUUAGGAAGUUAAAUUUUAGAUAUAUUUGGAGGCAAGUGAGCAUUCGUAGUGUUUUUUUUUUUUUUUUUACUGGAGAUGAUUCCUUCAGAGUCCUACUUUUAAAGAGAUUUAAAUGAAAGUCGUAUUUUGUGCACUACUUGUACCAAAUGCUAUUCUGUAUAUUAAACUAAGUUGUAUCCUCCUCUUUCCAUAUGCAAUACUAACACAGGUACCUAAGCUAUGUGUAUGGAACAAUAGGGUUUUUGUUUUCAUGGAACGUUGGGCAUUUUUCUGUUGAAACAGGUUUUAAUAUGCAUAAACCAAAUGGAUAGAAUUAGAGAAUUGGCUUUUACCGUUUACUGUCUCAGUUUCACAUUUGAUUCUAAAUAAAUGUACUGUAAACCUUAA
Molecule: messenger RNA, 3386 nt
Organism: Oryzias latipes (Japanese medaka)
Lineage: Eukaryota; Metazoa; Chordata; Actinopteri; Beloniformes; Adrianichthyidae
Source: RefSeq, a predicted model, not a curated record